Messenger RNA from Rubroshorea leprosula, 897 nucleotides. Lineage: Eukaryota; Viridiplantae; Streptophyta; Magnoliopsida; Malvales; Dipterocarpaceae. The record is from the annotation of a GenBank genome assembly.
GCACGGUGCGCUUGCUGGUUGCUACCGCCGCGCGUUUCCGGAAAGUUGCAACGUUUUCUGAGCUCAAGAAUUGCGGCAGAGAGAUCCGGAAAAAAUGAGCAUAUGGAACUACGUCGUCACGGCGCACAAGCCCACUAACGUCACCCAUUCCUGCGUCGGCAAUUUCACCAGCCCUCAAGAGCUCAAUCUCAUCAUUGCGAAAUGUACCCGUAUCGAAAUCCAUUUGAUUGCUCCACAGGGCUUACAGCCUAUGUUGGAUAUUGGUAUAAUUGAUCCUGAUUGUAGAUUAAUUGGACUUCAUUUAUAUGAUGGGCUGUUUAAGGUUAUUCCUUUUGAUAAUAAAGGGCAGCUCAAAGAGGCUUUUAAUAUAAGGCUUGAGGAACUUCAAGUUUUGGAUAUCAAGUUUCUAUAUGGUUGCUCAAAGCCUACAAUUGUGGUUCUAUAUCAGGAUAACAAAGAUGCCCGUCAUAUCAAAACAUAUGAGGUUUCUUUGAAGGACAAAGACUUUGUUGAGGGACCUUGGUCCCAAAACAAUCUUGACAAUGGAGCUAGUUUGCUUAUACCUGUACCUCCACCUCUCUGCGGUGUUCUUAUCAUUGGAGAAGAAACAAUUGUUUAUUGCAGUGCUAAUGCAUUUAAAGCAAUCCCAAUCAGACCUUCUAUCACUAAAGCUUAUGGAAGAGUUGAUGCUGAUGGUUCAAGGUAUUUGCUUGGUGAUCAUGCUGGGUUCCUUCACCUGCUUGUUAUAACCCACGAGAGAGAAAAAGUUACCGGACUCAAAAUUGAGUUCUUGGGUGAAACGUCUAUUGCAUCUACCAUAUCAUAUCUUGAUAAUGCAUUUGUCUUUGUUGGCUCAAGCUAUGGAGAUUCACAGGUAUGGUAGACAUACAUUUUGUU